This is a messenger RNA of Alternaria postmessia, 2310 nucleotides long. RefSeq lists its product as uncharacterized. The record is from RefSeq and is a predicted model, not a curated record. The transcript has a single exon. Gene Ontology annotation, biological process: regulation of DNA-templated transcription. Gene Ontology annotation, molecular function: DNA-binding transcription factor activity, RNA polymerase II-specific; zinc ion binding. The coding region runs from base 1 to 2310 and encodes 769 amino acids. NCBI's taxonomy places the organism in Eukaryota, Fungi, Ascomycota, Dothideomycetes, Pleosporales, Pleosporaceae.
AUGUCUCGCUUUCCGUAUAUCAGCUCCCUGAACGAAAGCUGGCAGGAGCUCGUUGAUUGGGACGAUGAACUGUAUGACCCUCUUUUCCAAGGAGAAACCAGUUAUACAAGGGCUCAAGAAGGCAGCUACGUUGCGGGCCACCAGCUAUCGGAAAGCUACACGUCCGAGCCUACAUAUUUAGUAUCAGCACCUCCUUCGGUCGUUGACGAACCUCCGUCACUCGAGUAUACGGUUUCCGGCCCGCCAUCAAUCCUAGAUGGACAGUCAUCGUUCGAACAUGCAAAUGGAACUUCACUGUCCUUUGACACCAUAUCAACUUCUCCGCUAGCUGUCCAAGCAGAUAGUCAGUACUUUGGAUCGUUUGGUGCGUGCGACAGCAGCCUCCUAUCACCGUUAGGUGCUAUCAACGACUCGCCUAUCUUGGAUACACGCUACGAUCGUAUCCCGGAAACCUUCACCCCUGGUUCUCUCGAGAGCACAACUGAAACCGUCUUCAACCCCUAUGUUACGGACUCUUCCCAUUCCUUCAGUGGUCUGGAUGUGAGAGCCUCCCGAUUGUUCUCGAAUCUUGGUACAUGGGCAGAUCAGCCACGGAUCAUCGAACCGAUCGCAGAAGAUGAUGGGGGCAGAGCAGAAGUCGAGCCGAUUGCCAUUCCAAAUUCUUUUUCGCAGAACUACAAUUCGGCACUGCCGUCUUAUCGACGAUCAGAUGGCGAAUAUGAGCUACACAAUCGCAGCAGAGCCAUCACCAUUCCUGAUGCUACACCUGGACCUACCUACUACAACAACCGAACAUCAGCCUCUGCAUCAGUACGAAGACCUCCUCCUAUACUCUCAGUAUCGCCAGUAACUUCACGUUACCCUCGCGGUGUUGCUUUGUCUAGAAGCGCAUCGCUUUCUCGACGCAAAGCCUCCACUCCGUCCCCCUCGCCUGACUCCUAUGGCUGGGUGUCUUAUCACCCGAACCCUUUGACGCACCGAUUAGCACCCACGAGCACAGAGGGUAUGCCAGGUCGGGCUCCCAAAGGGCGGAAGAGAGCCCUGACUGCUGAGCAGCGCCGCCAUGCUGCGUUGAUGCGGAUUGUUGGCGCUUGCUCGAAUUGCCAACGACGGAAGGAAAAGUGUGACCCUGGUACUCCGUGCAGAGCUUGUCUCGAACACUACAAAGGGGAUUUAGUCAACCACCCUUGUCGAGACCAUACUCUUGUUGACCUUUCUGCGGCAUUCCUCUCUGACCGCCUAGGUUGGCAUCCAACCACUCGGCCCUUGGAAUCCUUCGUUCCGGCUGGUAAUUUCGAAAUUUCAAAAGAGGCUACCUACACGCUUCCUCUAAACUUUGGCUUCGGACCAACGUUUCCUGUCUCGGUACAUGCCGUACAACUCAACGACGACAAUCCCCUCGUGCACGAGCACAUCAUUUACUCCUGGCCACCACAGCCCUACACCGGUCCUUCGCACAAGCACGCCGUUCUCCCGGCUGUGCUAACAGCUGAUGCACAAUACCAUUUGCUGAAUACAUUAGACUCUCACUUGUCGCUACUAGUAGCGCAUCACUUCCGUGCGUUCCCGCUAUACUGCUCACCGCUGAGGAUCCUACGCGAUAUCUACGUCUUUUCGCGAUCUAUUCCAGCAAGCUCCCCUCACUACCGCAUACUACACCAGGCACUCAAGCUUCUUGUGCUGGUGCACAUUGGCGGUGAUAUAACGCUUCCAUCACGCUCAGAGAGCUCCAUGUUGGAGCAGCUCAUCCGCAGUACGAUGGAUAUACCCCAGGACCUCACUCCUACACCUUGCUUUAUUCGUUCGCAAUUUGGUGCGAUCAUGCCCGGCCUUGCUCUUAGCUUGAUGAAGGAUGUGCUCACAUCAUUGGAGCAACUUCUUUUGAACAAGGACUGCGACGAGUGGCCCAUCGCUCUGGCUGUUCUUACCACUGUCCUGAUGACGGUAGAGUCUAUUCACUACCACGCUGCGAAACUGCCAUAUCAUAACCGCUACAACGCCACACGCUCACCUUCUACUGAAGAGGACGUAGAAAUCGACGAUCAUGGUGUGAAAUCACUACUCGAAUUUUAUCGCGCGUGCUUCUCUGGUUGCCACGCCAGACUCAGACCAGACUGGGAGGGCGAGUCAAUGCAGUCUCACCAGACAGGUACACCCGAAGAUGCAUUCAUCCAAAAUUUGCGGGAGGCAAUUAAAAAGGCGGAAACAUCGAACUACCUGGCAAAGAAAGCCAAAGAGAAGAGGCAAGAUGAGGAUAUGGGGUACUUCUUCGACCGACUCGUCGCGCGCCUCUUUACCAUGAGGCCUUGA